Molecule: messenger RNA, 2597 nt
Organism: Leptidea sinapis
Lineage: Eukaryota; Metazoa; Arthropoda; Insecta; Lepidoptera; Pieridae
Exons: 4
Coding region: 142-1275 (377 amino acids)
Source: RefSeq, a predicted model, not a curated record
GCAGACAUUCUUGAGACAUUCUAGUUGCAGUUGUCAGAGUAAAAGUGUUCUGUGAACAGCUGUGCGUACAAGAAUUGAGAACAUAGCCUUAGCUGUAAAAUUUACAAUUAAGCUGUAACGAGAUCUGCUACAAGUGGGUACAUGAAUAAACUUACAAUGAGGUACCAAAAGUGGAAUACCAAAGAAGACAUAAUCAAGGACCUUGCUUUUGCUUCUGGAAAACCACUUAAGGAUAAAGAUGUAGUUGUUGUGGGUGAUAGACCAUCUAAAAGAUAUGAUGAUUCUGAUGGUGAUAUCGAAGAACAAAUGCAGUAUUUAUUAAGUGGCAAUAACUUGACAGAUUCCAACAUGGCGGUGGGGCCCGAUUUAGAUGGAAUUACUGAAAUGAUUCUCAUGUUAGAUGAUUCAUUUUUGUGUGACAAAACUGAUUCGGUCAAUGUCGAAAAUACAACAAAUGAAGUGAUCAUUCUGAGUAAACUGAACCCAAAUGUGCCCGAGUUUAUUCCCAAGAAUAUAAAUCAGGACAUUAAAGAGGAGAAAAGUAAAGGAAAUAAUACAAUAACGGAAAAGGUAAUAAAAAAUGACAAAACAGAAAACUGCUUGAAAGAUGAUCUAAAUGAAACCACCAUAAUGACUCUAGACAUAUCAAGACUAACCAAUAAUGAUACAGAUCAAUUAAGAGAUAGGCUAAGGAAUACAAUAAGUGAAACAUUGGAAAGUAAUUGUCAGAAAGUGAAACGUCAAAGGAAUCUGGCAAUGUCUUCACUGAUGAAAUUAUGUGCUAAAGAUACAAAAGACCAUAAAAAUACGGAAAUACCGUUAUUGAUGACGCCUUCACACUUCGAGCUUAGAACGGACAAGAGUUUAAAGCUUACAUUUGAUCCAGAUAAGGAGUCAAGUAGUAUAGCAAAUAAUUUAGUACAACAACUCAGACCAACCGAAAAGUCAUGUGAUAUUGAUAAGGCCGGUAAUAAUCAUGAGUCUGACGAAGUAAAUCAAUUAGAAGUUCGAAAAUCAACGGAAAAAGUUUACAAUUGGAUUUGCAGCUCCAAUGAAACAUCUUCAUCCAAUUCGCCUAUUUUCAUGACAGGACCAAUAACAUUCAAGAAAAAGUUAAAGAAACCAACACCAACAGAAAUAAGACCAGUGGUCAAAGACCCUGUAGUAGAAUUCAAGCCAUCAGAAUACGCCUAUGAGCUAUUAAAGAAAUAUUCCAAUAAUUUGAAAGUUAAAGACAUUUCAGACUCAGAUGUUGCAAUUAGAUUUAAAAGCUAAAAAUUAGAAUAUAAAACUAGAAAAGUGGGAAUAGAUUAGUAAUAAUAGUGGCAGUGACUUAAAACAUACAGAGCAGAUUAUUCAAUGAUUAUAACGAUUUUAGAAAGUAUUGAUAUGGUGCACUAUAGAGUAAAAAUAUAAUUAUAAAUGACAGUUUUUGAAAGAGAAGGCAAUCACUUCGUAGCGUUUCACGAAAAUAGACGCGAUAAAUCUUCGUUUUACCCUUUGCCGAUUACUUACGCCUUACGAACUACAAUUAGAUUUAAAAGAUAAAAAUUAGAGUAUAAAACUACAAAAGUUGGAAUAGAUUAGUAAUAAUAGUGGCAGUGACUUAAAACAUACAGAGCAGUUUAUUCGAUGAUUAGUUUAAGUCUUGAUAUAGUGCACUACAGAGUAAAAAUAUAAUUAUAGUUAGCACAAUAAAUUUACAUUUUAAUUAUUGGAUGUAUUUUAUGCUAUAUUACAAAUAGAAAACGUUGUGCAAUAUUUAAUUAUAUUUAUAUAGACUACAUUUAUAAUUUUAAAAUGAUAUUUUAGUAUAUUUCAAAAUGCCCAAUGGAAAAGGUUAAUAUUUAUUGUAUGCAACACCAUUGUUUACAUUUUUGAUCUCGAAUUAUAUUUGUCGACUAUACAUGUGAAUCUGGACUCCGUCCUGUAGAUAAUAACAAGAUAAAUACCAGAUGCUAGCACAAAUUAAGAAAUAUCUUUGACAAAGAAGUGUUAGUAAAGUAUAGUAAAUAUUAUAAUAAUGGUAAUGAUGAAUGGUUCUUUUCUGGUUUUGCGCAGGCCACCUAAAAUUUUAUAAUAUUAUAUUAAGUAGGCAUGGUUAAUAUAUGAUUUAAAAGAUGGCCUUGGGGGUUUCUUAUCAGUUCUCCCCAUGUAAAAGCCCUUUUAUGAACUGAUUUAGCUUCAUGACUCUUACUAAGUGUGGCAAUAUGUUACUUAUGUUGUUGUAUCUCCUACUAAUAAUGUUAUAUUAAGUAGGCUAAGUUAAUAUAUGAUUUAAAAGAUGGCCGUGGGGGUUUCUAAUCAGUUCUCCCCAUGUCAAAGCACCUUUACGAACUGAUGUAGCUUCAUGACGCUUACCAAGUGUGGCAAUAUGUUACUUAUGUUGUUGUAUCUCCUACUAAUAAUAUUAUAUUAAGUAGGCUAAGUUAAUAUAUGAUUUAAAUGAUGGGCUUUGGGGUUUCUUAUCAGUUCUUCUCCCCAUGUCAAAGCCUCUUUAUGAACUGAUGUAGCUUCAUGACGCUUACCAAGUGUGGCAAUAUGUUACUUAUGUUGUUGUAUCUCCCUAUGGUAAAUAAAUAUAUUUCUAUUUCUAA